Molecule: messenger RNA, 1282 nt
Organism: Culex pipiens pallens (northern house mosquito)
Lineage: Eukaryota; Metazoa; Arthropoda; Insecta; Diptera; Culicidae
Gene: Ccm3
Product: programmed cell death protein 10
Exons: 6
Coding region: 316-954 (212 amino acids)
Biological process (GO): regulation of Golgi organization; positive regulation of MAP kinase activity
Cellular component (GO): Golgi apparatus; FAR/SIP/STRIPAK complex
Molecular function (GO): protein kinase binding
Source: RefSeq, a predicted model, not a curated record
GUGAGCUAAAUUUCCCAACCCAGCAGCAGCAGCAGAAGGAAGGGAUUCCCUUGGUCCGUUUCGUUUCGCGUUUCCGCCGUGUUAAACCCGUGCAAAAUCCGCCCCUCCCCAAAUUGCUGGCCAAUUUGGGCCCCGUUCGAAUCCGCGUUCCGUUUGCGAAUGUCGCGCUAAUUUUUUAAGUGCUUCGUGGAGGUCGUCGCUGGAAGUGAUUCAUUGAGCAAGCAAACACAACUUUCUGGCCACUGUGGAUCCAGCAGCAGCAGGAGCUGUUUUGAGGUGCUUCCGGAAGGGUUUGGACGGGCCGCAGUGCGAGCAAUGACAAUGGGCGAUGACACUCCAGUCGUCACUUCCCUGGUGCUGCCAAUCCUGAUACGUCCGAUUCUGUCGCAGCUGGAACGUCGUGAUGUGGUCGCGUCGCAAACGCUGAGGGCGGCCCUGACCAAGGCCGAGCAGACGCACCCGGGCCUCACGUACGAACUGGUCAUGGGGAUCAUCAAGAAGGGCGAUAUCAGGGACGUCAACAUGAACGAGAGCAUCCUGAGACUGCAGGGCGCGGCCACGGACACGGACUUGAUCGAAUACCGCCUGAACCGCACCGAGGACGCCUUCCAGGAGCUGAACAAAAAAUCCGCCUCGCUGAAGCGCAUCCUCAGCCGGAUCCCGGACGAGAUCACCGACCGGAAGACGUUCCUGGAGACCAUCAAGGAAAUCGCCAGUGCCAUCAAGAAGCUGCUGGACGCGGUCAACGAGGUGGUCGGCUUCAUUCCGGGCUCGCAGGGCAAACAGGCGGUCGAGCAGCGCAAGAAGGAGUUUGUCAAGUAUUCCAAAAAGUUCAGCACCACCCUCAAGGAGUACUUCAAGGAGGGAGAGGCCAACGCUGUUUUCGUGAGUGCUUUGUACCUGAUACAUCAGACGAAUCAAAUUAUGAUCACGGUGAAGAACAAGUGCGAAUGAGAAGGAGUGGCGGCGGCGACGGCGCCUGCUGCGAUGGAACGGGAAUGCUUCUAGUGAGAGAGCAAGAACACAAGAUCGGAAAUAUUUAUAAAGAAUUGUUUUUACUUAACAUUUCCUUGAGGCAAAGCAAACAACAGACAUAAUAAGUAGAGUUUAUUAUUUUUGUAAGUGAGUAGCGAAAGGCGGUGAACAAUAAACGUUCUUGAAGCCGAAGCAUGAAGAUAACAAAAAAUGAUGUAAUUGAUGUCGUAUUAUAUAUUGAAAAAUAUUACUUUAUUAUUAUUAUUACUGAGAUAGACGAAAUAAAAAAUGGUUUUUAAAGCUAAAA